AUGGCAUCACAGAACCCCCUGACCCCAGAUCGCAUCUUAGGCCUCGCAGCAGAUAGCCUUAAUGAGCAGCAGAGCCUCAAAACACCGCAUGAGGCUGUUGCUCUGAUCGGCCAUGCGUGCAUGGCGGCGGUAGGAUUUCGGCUUGUGGGACUGGGAGAAGAUCAUAAUAUAGGUAUCAAACCGCCAAGAGCCUAUGAUGAUCUUGGGCCGCUGACCUCUUCAGACUCUUCUCCAGAUGUCCGUAAGCUCCCUGCGGAAUGGAACGCCAAUUCUACCUUUGACUUUCGAUACGCCCACGAGCAAUCCUCUAUGCAGUACUUGCUGAAAGUAAGCAGGCUAGGCAAUAACACUGUUAUAAAUGCGCUUGCUCUCGGCGACGACCGCACCAGCUCCUUCGAUCUCCCCGUCAAAGACUAUAUCUCUGGGUCUUCCUUGCCACUAUCCUCCACAGAUAACCUCACAAACGCCCUUCGUGAAGUAUUUAUCUCGCCUUCUCGACUACAAGACCUUAUCAGCCUCUUCAAAAUAAACGUCAUUCAAAAGCUUGCUCCGGGCUUAUACAAGGAAGGUUACGAGGCUGAAAGCCAAGGACAAGCAUCUCGCGCACAGCCAGAAGACAGACCCCGGCGAGAUCCUCUUCGCGACGACCAGCUACCUGCCCCCGCUCGCCCAUAUCCUUUCGAUGAUCCUCUAGCGGUUCCACCUCGUCGGCCUCACCCCGUUGGUGAUUUUGCCCCUCCAGGGUUCGAAGACGAAUUCGAAAUAAACCGUCCCCCGCGUGCAUAUCCCCCGGGACUUGGUGGCAGAAGCCCUUAUAAUAUUGGCGAGAGGGACCUGUACCCCGCCGGAUUAGGUCCGAAUGAUCCUCUCCGUGGUACCAUAGGGCCUGGUUUUGGGUCGGGUGGCAUGCAUCCCACAUUUGACGACCCGCUCUUUGGUGGCCCCGGCGCAGGGGCAGGCUAUGAUCCCCGGGCGCCCCCGGGUGCGAGAUGA
Messenger RNA from Penicillium chermesinum, 993 nucleotides. RefSeq names its product proteasome inhibitor PI31 family protein. Gene Ontology annotation, molecular function: endopeptidase inhibitor activity; proteasome binding. The record is from RefSeq and is a predicted model, not a curated record. The transcript has a single exon. Lineage: Eukaryota; Fungi; Ascomycota; Eurotiomycetes; Eurotiales; Aspergillaceae. The coding region runs from base 1 to 993 and encodes 330 amino acids. Gene Ontology annotation, biological process: proteasome-mediated ubiquitin-dependent protein catabolic process.